AAUGCCUGCUUCGGAAAGUCUUUUCUCUUACCCGGAAAAAUACUUAAAGAUGUGGCGGCGUCUAGGCCGGCUCCCACCCUCUGGUCUGAGGCGGUGAGAGACGAUGUCGAAGACGUGGCGAGCUCGGCGCUCCAUGAAAUUAAACUCUGCUGUCAGGAAUUCGAGAAAGACGCCGAAAGAAGAAGGGGGGAGAGGAAGAGGAGGGCGGUGAGAAGAGAGCGGGAAGGUCUUGGCAACUGAGGAAACGGAGCGGCGGCCGAGCGACCCGCCCUCAAGUGGGAGCUGCGGCGUCCGUUGCGGUUGCUGCGCGUGGCGCCCUCAGAGUUCGAAAGGGGCGGAGCGGAGGCCAUUCGGGGCGCGAGCGCGGGCGACAUGAGCGCCAGAGAAGGAACAGGUGAGUUCCGAAAAAGAAAGCAUGACAAUUUCCCUCAUGGUCAUCGGAGAGAAGAAAAAGACAGCAUUAAUCCUCCUUCAGCUAUGACUAUGUCCUUCAAAGCAUUCCAGGUGGAACUUGAUACAAAACAUGAUAAAUAUGAGAGGCUUGUAAAACUUAGUCGUGAUAUAACUAUUGAAAGUAAAAGGGUCAUAUUCUUACUGCAUAGGAUUACCAGUGCUCCUAAUGGGGAGGAAAUAUUAAUGGAAUCUGAGACCAAAUUAGAUCUCGUGAGACAGAAGAUAAAACAAGUAGCGCAAGAAUUGAUGGGAGAAGAUAUGUAUCAGUUUCACAGAGCCAUCUCUCCAGGUCUUCAGGAAUAUGUGGAAGCUGUCUCAUUCCAGUAUUUUAUCAAAACUCGGUCAUUAGUUAGUAUAGAGGAGAUCAAUAGGCAACUGGUAUUUUCAGAAGAAGAUAAAGAGGAAGAAGCAAAGCCAUCUUCUGAUUGUCACAACAAGCAACAUAACACUUCAAGCCUGAAGGUGACUCCUGUAGAUUACCUCCUGGGAGUGGCUGAUUUGACUGGAGAGCUGAUGCGGAUGUGCAUUAACAGUGUUGGCAAUGGGGACAUAGAUACCCCAUUUGAGCUGAGCCAGUUCCUGCGCCAGAUCUAUGAUGGCUUUUCCUAUAUUGGCAACACUGGACCAUAUGAAGUUUCUAAAAAACUCUAUACGUUGAAACAGAGUUUGGCCAAAGUGGAAAAUGCCUGCUACACAUUAAAAGUCAGGGGGUCUGAGAUACCAAAGCAUAUGUUAGCUGAUGUGUUCUCCAGCAAAACUGAAAUAAUUGACCAAGAAGAUGGGCUUUCCUAAACUACUUAAAACCUUCAUGGCAAAAAAAUAAAAUAAAAUGAGAGGGGCACUGUAGAAUUGUAAGAAAGCAUUUCAUUACUUUGGAUUUGUUUAUUAGAAGUAUCUUUUUCUUUUUAAUUUUUUUAUGUUUUGGGUCAGAAGAAGAACCAGAAUAAUUUGUAUAAAAAAAAAAGUUCUUAGAUAGUAACUUUACAAGCCCACUAGUCUCAUUGGUCAGUGCGAAAUCUACUUUGUAAUGCUAUUUAUUCUCACAAAUGUCACUGUUAUAGUCUAAAUUUUAUUGUUAUGGACCAGGCCCUCCAGAUAUUUUGGCCUACAACUCCCAUGAUCCCUGGCUAACAGGACGAGUGGUUGGGGAAGAUGGGAAUUGUAGUCCAAAACAUCUGGAGGGCUGAAGUUUGGGGAUGCCUGUUAUAGACCCACUUCAAUCUCCAUUUGUAAUUGAGAGGUAUUGGGGAAGGGUCAUUGUGCUUACACUCAAUGUUGUAACAUUUUUUUCUUAUUUCUGUUUCGAGUUUCACUUCCUGAUUAGUGACAACUGAGAGAGAAAAAAGGUAUUAUAAUCAACAUGUCAAAUUCCAAGGGACUUAAAAGAAAUAGAAAACAUUUGAAUGAGAACUGUACCUUGGAGAAACUAAUUAACUAAGGUUAUACAAUGUUUUUGGGUCCUUACUCACCUCUUUAAACAUCCUGCCUUAAUGCUAGCUUUCUGUUGCUGAAACUGAUGCCAAGCAAAACAAGCCUUGAAAAGCUGUAAUAAUUUAUCAUGCUUGUUUGUAACAGAAGCAAGUUCUGACAGUUCUUAGUAAUAUUAAUACAUACACACUGUUAAUGUAAACUUCCAAUUUCAAUACCUUCUGUUCAGUUGUCAAUGCCAUGUUUUUAAAAAUGAAGUUUUCACUAGGCUAAUACUUUGCAAAUUACUACUUACGGUAUCUUUGCUAACUGUAUUGCUGAACAAUGAUGCUUAUUGACAGUUUGUCAUCUAACAUGCGUUGGUGCUUAUGACCAGCUAAUGAUUUUUAUUACCGGUACUGCUUCACAUAUUACCAAAUUACCAGGAUCAUAUAUGUGCAGGAAAUAGAGCAAUUUCCAUAUAUAGGUUGUAAUGCUUGUUCAUAUGUGAGGAAAUGGCUGUUGGCAGCAGCUUGUCAGUGUAUCUAUGCACAACAAUUUACACACACAUUCCUCAUCCCAUUAUUAUCUAUAUAGAAUAAUAAAGACAAAACGAAACUGAUAUGCUACCGGUAUGUGUAUGACAUGUACCCAGGUCUGUGUGUCAUUUAUGCUCUUCAUAGAAGCGUUUGACACCAAUGGUAGGUGAGAUCCACAACUCUCUUGUUCCAAGUUCAGAUGUUCUUGAUCUCUCUUCUUGAUUAUGUACUUUGACUUGAAUCCUCACUUCCUCUCUUUGAAUAGAACAGUUGCAUUAAUGGAUCAGGGCUUCCCUGCUCCCCAGUUCCCACUAUAGCGCCCCACAUUCCUUGGAAAUCCAUUCCUGUGGAACCUUUGGAAAUGGUGUGUGAUAUGCUGUUUGGAAGGGAAAUCCAGUAGAAAUCACCACCCCUUGUGCAAAUGGAAAAGCAACUUAGAAUCCAAGCCAUUGUGUUGGGGGAAGAGAAUGGUGAAUAAAAUUUAUAUUAAAAAAUACUUUAAAGUAGUAGAAGAACCAGGUCCAUUAAUGACACAAAUCCCUGCCCUUACUUCUGUAUGGCAAAUGGUCUGUUGUCAUGGCAUUGUUUCAGAAGUAUAAAAUAAGAGCAAAUAUUUGUCAUUGGUAAUCAUCACAGGUUUCUCCAGUCUGUAAUAAAAGUUAAAAAUGUAAUGUGUCCCCCAUUAUUGAAUGUUAUGAGUGCUGGUGUUUCUACAUUUCCCCCCACAAUCUAUAUAAAUAAAAAUGUAAAUGUUCGUUUGUUCAAAAUCUUAAAUUUCCGAAAGUUCUUCACCGAUUGUUUUGAAAUUUUGACACAACGUUGCAUUCGAAUACACACGUGUUUUUAUAUUAUUUU
Zootoca vivipara (common lizard) is the source of this 3254-nucleotide messenger RNA. It is a transcript of the gene TSNAX, whose product is annotated as translin associated factor X. Gene Ontology annotation, molecular function: sequence-specific DNA binding. NCBI's taxonomy places the organism in Eukaryota, Metazoa, Chordata, Lepidosauria, Squamata, Lacertidae. The record is from RefSeq and is a predicted model, not a curated record.